GGGAGCUUUGCCGUUUCUAAAAGGACGUAUUUCGGGGGUUUUGGAGACUUCAUUUUUUUCCCACCCCCAUACUGCUAAACAAGGAUGAGGGCGCGAUUUGCUUGUUGUGGUAAGGUUCUCAAAAACCGACUCAGAUUAAGUCUGAGGCCGUUAACAUCAACAGUGAAGACAAACCCAGCCUGCCUCUCUCCUUCCACACUGAGUCCAAACCUACAGUCACUGGGUCCUGAUUGUUACAGUGGAGCCCAGUUUGCACUGCAGGAUCCAGAGAUGGCAUCAGUGAAGCUGGAAGACUGCAGUCAAACACUGGAGCUGAAUGUCAACAUUAAAGAUGAAGAAGUGGAGGAGAAGAUUAGGACAACUGUUAGUCAUGGAUACCAUGUGGAGACAUUCUCUACAUCCAGAGAUCAACAGCAGGAAGAUCAGAGAGCUAAGAGGUCUCAUCACUGCCCACAUUGUGAAGAGAUUUUCCAAUUUCUAUCAAAGCUAAAAAUACACCUAAAAAUACACACAGGAGAGAAGCCUUAUUCCUGCUCCGACUGUGGUAAAUGCUUCAAAACAACAACUCAGCUAAAACUUCAUCGGAGAACACACACAGGAGAGAAGCCUUAUUACUGCUCUGACUGUGGAAAACGUUUUAAAACAUCAACUCAGCUAAAAGUUCAUCAGAGAACACACACAGGAGAGAAGCCUUUCUUCUGCUCUAACUGUGGGGCGAGUUUCUCUCAUCUGGGCACCUUAAAAGCACACCAACGUAUACACACAGGAGAGAAGCCUUACGUCUGCUCUGACUGUGGAACUAGUUUCUCUCAAUUUUCCCACUUAAAAACACAUGAACGUGUACAUAUAGGAGCGAAGCCUUACGUCUGCUCUGACUGUAGAAAAUGCUUCACAACAUCAACUGAUCUAAAAGUUCAUCAGAGAACACACACAGGAGAGAAGCCUUAUUCCUGCUCUGACUGUGGAAAAUGUUUUAAAACAUCAAAUGAACUAAAAGUUCACCAGAGAACACACACAGGAGAGAAGCCUUACGUCUGCUCUGACUGUGGAAAGAGUUUCUCCCAAUUGUAUACCUUAAAAACCCAUGAACGUAUACAUUCAGGGGAGAAGCCUUACUCCUGCUCUGGCUGUGUAAAAUAUUUCAAAACGUCAACUGAGCUAAAAGUUCAUCAGAGAACACACACAGGAGAGAAGCCGUAUUACUGCUCUGACUGUGGAAAAUAUUUCAAAACAUUAAAUGAGCUAAAAGUUCACAGGAGAACACAUACAGGAGAGAAGCCCUUCUUCUGCCCUGACUGUGGAACUAGUUUCUCUCAACUUUCCCACUUAAAAUCACAUGAACGUAUACAUACAGGGGAGAAGCCAUACUCCUGCUCUGACUGUGGAAAAUGUUUUAAAACAUUAUAUGAGCUAAAAGUUCAUCAGAGAACACACACAGGAAAGAAGCCUUACGUCUGCUCUGACUGUGGAAAGUGCUUCACAACAUCAACUGAUAUAAAAGUUCAUCAGAGAACACACUCAGGAGAGAAGCCUUACAUUUGCUUAGACUGUGGAAAGAGUUUCUCUCAACUUUCCCACUUAAAAUCACAUGAACGUAUACAUACAGGGGAGAAGCCAUACUCCUGCUCUAACUGUGGAAAAUGCUUCAAAACAUCAACUGUGCUAACAGUUCAUCAGAGAACACACACAGGAGAGAAGCCUUAUCACUGCUCUGACUGUGUAAAAUGCUUCACAACAUCAGCUAAGCUAAAAGCUCAUCAGAGAACACACACAGGAGAAAAGCCUUACUCCUGUCCUGACUGUGGUGUGAGUUUCUCUCGACUUGAUACUUUAAAAACACACCAACAUAUACAUUAAGGAGAGAAGCCAUACUCCUGCUCUGCCUGUGUAAAAUGCUUCAAAACUGCAAAUGAGCUAAUAGUUCAUCAGCGACCACAUGCACGAGAGAAGCCUGCUUACGUCUGCUCUGACUUUUGGGUGAGUUUCUCUCACCAUAGCAACUUAACACACCAGUGUAAACACACAGGAGAGAUGCCUUACCUCUGCUCUGUGGAAUGGUGGGCGUGUAACUCUAACUUCUAGCCAAAGUUUGAGUGUUUGAAUCUCAUCAAGGAGGACUUUAGCAUUUGAGCUAAUUAGUAACUUUGCAACUACUUACUACUUUUUAGCUAUUACUUAUCAUGUUAGCUUAGCAUGCAGCUACUUAGCAUGUUUGCUAACCUUUCCCCUAAACCCAUUUAACUCUACCUUAAACCCCUCACCUAGCUAACGUUAGCAACAACAAAUUGGAAUUCGAAACAUAUCAUACAUCUUACAAGUUUGCAACAUAUUGUAUGAAUAACAAUGUGUAAAAUAACAUACAUUUUAAUUCUUAACGUACGAUACGUCCUACAAGUCGUAUUAUACUGAACAACAAUCUCAACGCAACAAUUUCAAAUAUUUACAGGUUGUAUAAGGAAAUCAGUCAAUUUAAGUCAAUGAGACCCAAAUCUAUGGAUUUCACAUGACUGGGAAGGGGCUCAGCCAUGGGUGGGACUUGGGAGGGCAUGGGCCCACUUGGGAGCCAGGCCCAGCCAAUAAGAAAUAGUUUUUCCCCACAAAGGUCUUUAUUACAGAAAUACAUUUUAUUCAGCACCACCCCCCCCCCCACCCCCCCCCACCCCCAGACAUUCCUGCAGGUGAAGAGGUCCUGGGCUGCCGUGGUUUCAUGUGAUCUGCAGUUGUGAGGCCGGUUGGAUGUCCUGCCAAAUUCUCUAAAAGGACGUUAGAGGAGACUUAUGGUAGAGAUAUAAAUAGUUCUCUGGCAACAGCUCUGGUGGACAUUCCUGCAUUCAUCAUGACAAUUGCACAUUCCCUAAAUUUGAGAUUUGAGACAUCUGUGACAUUGUGUUGUGUGGCCUUUUAUUGUCCCCAGCACAAGGUGCACCUGUGUAAUGAUAAUGCUGUUUUAUCGGCAUCUUGAUAUGCCACACCUGUCAGGUGGAUGGAUUAUCUUGACAAAGGCGGAAAUGCUCACUAACAGGGAUAUUAACAAUGUUGUGCACGACAUUUGAGAGACAUUAGUUUUUUGUGCAUAUAGAACAUUACUGGAUUUUUUUUGUUUCAGCUCAUGAAACCAACAAAUACAUGUUUAGUUUAUAUAUUGGUAAUCAAACAUACUAAAUGGAGUGGUACGGAUGUUUAUUUUGUAUAAUAUAAUACAUUUUGCUCUGAGACCAGGUUGUCCCUCUGCAGUAUUCUGUGGGAAGGAGCUAGUAUACACUUUUUUUAUUGAACUAGGCAAGUCAGUUAAGAACAAAUUCUUAUUUACAAUGAUGGCCUAGGAACAGUGGGUUAACUACCUUGUUCAGAGUCAGAACAACAGAUUUUUACCUUGUCAGCUCAGGGAUUCGAUCUAGUAACCUUUUGGUUACCAGCUCAAUGCUCUAACCACUAGGCUACCUUCAGCCCCUAACAUGUAUCAGAUAGAGAUGGUAUGAUGAUCACUUUUCACCACAAGUUUGGGGGGGGGGGGGGGGAUUGUUUUACAACUUUAUUUAAUGAUACACAGUUUAUGAAAUGAAUACAUGUGUUUAUUAAUUGUCUUUAAAACUAGAUGAGUUAUUUUAGUUACUGAUCAUGAAUGUGUUUGGAUAACUGCAUUGAAGCAAACUUUAUUGAUCUGCCAAUGAAAAAUAAAGUUACAUGAAUAU
This is a messenger RNA of Oncorhynchus mykiss (rainbow trout), 3692 nucleotides long. Lineage: Eukaryota; Metazoa; Chordata; Actinopteri; Salmoniformes; Salmonidae. The record is from RefSeq and is a predicted model, not a curated record.